This is a messenger RNA of Leptosomus discolor (cuckoo roller), 714 nucleotides long. It is a transcript of the gene CLDN2, whose product is annotated as claudin 2. Gene Ontology annotation, cellular component: bicellular tight junction; membrane. The record is from RefSeq and is a predicted model, not a curated record. Gene Ontology annotation, molecular function: structural molecule activity. NCBI's taxonomy places the organism in Eukaryota, Metazoa, Chordata, Aves, Leptosomiformes, Leptosomidae.
UGACAGCCAGCCCCCACCAUGGUCUCCAUGGGGCUCCAGCUGCUGGGCUACGCCUUGGCCUUCCUGGGCUACAUCGGGACACUGACGGCCACGCUGCUGCCCAGCUGGAAGACCAGCUCCUACAUCGGCUCCAGCAUUGUGACAGCCGUGAGUUUCACCAAGGGGCUGUGGAUGGAGUGCGCCACGUACAGCACGGGCAUCACCCAGUGUGACAUCUACAGCUCCCUGCUCAACCUGCCCGCCGACAUCCAGGCGGCCCAAGCCCUGAUGGUGAGCUCCUGUGCCAUCUCCUCCAUUGCCUGCCUCCUCACCGUCGUGGGCAUGAGGUGCACUGUCUUCAGCCAGGGCUCGCCGGGCAAGGACCGGGUGGCUGUGGCAGGUGGCAUAGUCUUCAUCCUUGGGGGACUGCUCUGCUUCAUUCCACUGGUGUGGAACAUCCAUGUGGUGCUGCGGGAUUUCCACAACCCCGUCCUCCCCGACAGCAUGAAGUUUGAGCUCGGAGAGGCACUUUACCUGGGCAUCAUCUCCUCUCUCCUCUCCCUCGUCGGUGGCUUCAUCCUCUGCACCUCCUGCCCUGCCCGGGACCCAACAGCCACCUACACAAGCACCCACCAGCCCCGGUUGCUGGCAGGCAAGAGCUCCCGGCCCUCCGUCAGCCAGACACAGAAGACUAAGAGUGAGCUCAACUCCUACAACCUGACAGGUUACGUGUAG